AUGGAAGAAGAAUGUCUAGUACAAGUAGAAGAGAACAAGCAAGUGAUAUUCAGGGGGUUCGUAGAGGGAACUCCAAAGGAGACAGACUUGCACGUGGUGGUUGGGAAGAAGAUUGAGCUUAAAGCUCCUCCUAAAGGCUCUGGCGCUUUUCUGGUCAAGAAUCUCUACCUCUCUUGUGACCCUUAUAUGAGGGGCCGCAUGCGUGAUUUCCACGACUCUUAUCUCCCCCCAUUCCUUCCUGGCCAGGCAGGCACUUGA
This is a messenger RNA of Prunus armeniaca (apricot), 258 nucleotides long. The record is from the annotation of a GenBank genome assembly. Lineage: Eukaryota; Viridiplantae; Streptophyta; Magnoliopsida; Rosales; Rosaceae.